Molecule: messenger RNA, 645 nt
Organism: Ostertagia ostertagi
Lineage: Eukaryota; Metazoa; Nematoda; Chromadorea; Rhabditida; Trichostrongylidae
Source: the annotation of a GenBank genome assembly
AUGUACCCAUCCCUAAAUGGAUAUGAAAACAUGUGUCAACGGACACCAUGGGAUACAUCUUUAUCGCAACCGGAAACCAGCCGACUAAAUACAGGAUGCCUACAGUACACAUCGUUGCUGUCUCGAAUGCCAAAUCAAGGAAGCGGCCAGAUUCAACUAUGGCAAUUCCUACUUGAACUUCUGGCGGAUGCAGGUUCAAAUGCUCACUGUAUCGCAUGGGAAGGAGGAAGCGGGGAGUUCAAGCUGGUUGAUCCUGAUGAAGUGGCCCGUAAGUGGGGCGAACGGAAGAGUAAACCGAAUAUGAACUACGAUAAACUCAGUCGAGCAUUGCGGUACUAUUACGAUAAGAAUAUAAUGACCAAGGUCCACGGUAAAAGGUACGCCUACAAGUUCGACUUCCAAGGACUUGCACAAGCCUGUCAGAAUUCCAUGAACAGUGGAAGCGACAUCUCAAGCGCUGUUCAGUCGCUCAACCCGUAUCAAAAUAUAUCAAAGCUUACGCCUUCACAAGUGCCAUAUCAAUUAUUGGGAGGUUCAGACAGGUUAGCACAAGCAGUUCCCGUCUGCAGCACAUACUGGCCAGCUCAACCACAGGCCUACAUCUAUCCCACAGUUUCAUAUUAUAAUGCAAAACCAUCAUUGUAA